UUAUCAUGUUGGUUAAUUUGUAAUUACCGAUUUGGUCUUUAUUUCUCUAUGGGGCCGACCUUCUGCUGCACUUGGUUUUAUAGAGUAAACAUGACCAAGGAAGACUCUUUAUAUUAAGUGCAUUACUCCGGGGGAUCUAAGUUUAGCCACCCCUGGAAGCUCUCUUUCCCAGAAUUCCUCACCUCUCUGUUCAUACCCCCCUCCUCCUCUCAGCCCAGGACAGCACUGGUUGUCUAUCAUAUAGCAGCUCCGCUCUGAGCUCAUGUUUCUCAGCUGCUCUGUGUUGGAAGAGUCAGGAAAUAUAGUUCUGUCUUCUUUUAAUGUGUGUCCAGUAAAAGUAGGACAGGCGGGGAUACCCCAACUCUUGUAUCAUGCUGUUUCAUUGGAUGAAUAGCCUCUCCAUUGGUUACAAUCGUUUGCCAGUGUCCCAACGGGAAGUUGUAUAAGGCACCAUCUCAUACACUUGACUCUCUUUGGCUGCUACAUUCUUCCAUUUCCGACUCCAGAGGUUGCCCAGGAUGAUGAUAAAGGAGUCUUCACUGAGAAGGGACCCGGAUUUGAGAGGAGAAUUGGCCUUUCUUGCCAGGGGCUGUGACUUUGUUCUCCCCUCCAGAUUUAAAAAGAGGAUCAAGUCUUUCCAGCAAGCCCAGCUUCAAAGCAAGCAAGAGAAGAAGCCAGGCACCCCUCCUCCCGCACCCCUACCUGCCAGUCCACGACCAGCCACCCCUCCGUUACCGAGCAACAAAGUCACAGCUCCUGUGUCCAUAAACAUUCCACGUUUCUACUUUCCCAAAGGGCUGCCCAACCCAGGUUCUGACUAUGAAGAUUCCAUCAAGAAGACCGAGGCAGCAUUCUCCAGCAUAGAUGAAGAAAAGGCAGACAUCUACGAGAUGGGGAAGAUCGCCAAGGUAUGUGGCUGCCCCUUGUACUGGAAGGCGGCUCUAUUCAAUGGUGCGGGCGGUGAGAGGACGGGAUUUGUCUCUGUGCACUUGUUCAUAGCAAUGUGGAGAAAGUUAAUCCAGAACUGCCAUGAUGAUGCCUCUAAAUUUGUCAACCUCUUGGCAAAACCAGGCUGUAAUUACUUAGAGCAAGAGGAUUUCAUCCCACUACUUCAGGACAUUGUGGACACACAUCCAGGACUGACGUUCCUCAAAGAGGCUCCCGAAUUCCACUCCCGAUACAUCACCACUGUUAUUCAGAGAAUAUUUUAUACAGUCAACAGGUCGUGGUCAGGCAGAAUCACCUUGACUGAGCUAAAGAGGAGCAACUUCCUACAGACCCUUGCACUGUUGGAAGAAGAGGACGAUAUUAACCAAGUGACCGAUUACUUCUCCUAUGAACAUUUUUAUGUCAUUUACUGCAAGUUCUGGGAACUGGACACUGAUCACGACUUAUACAUUGACCAGAAGGACCUGGCCAGAUAUAAUGACCACGCGUCCUCAAAGAGAAUAAUCGAGAGGGUAUUUUCCGGAGCAGUGACUCGGGGGAACGCAGUACAAAGGGAAGGGAGGAUGAGCUAUGCCGAAUUUGUCUGGUUUUUGAUAUCGGAGGAAGACCGGAAAAAUCCAACCAGCAUAGAGUACUGGUUCCGUUGUAUGGACUUGGAUGGAGACGGGGUGCUGUCCAUGUAUGAGCUUGAGUUCUUCUAUGAGGAGCAGUGUGAGAAGAUGGAAGCCAUGGGCAUUGAGCCGUUACCUUUCCAGGAUCUGCUUUGCCAGCUGCUUGACUUGGUAAAGCCGGAAGUGGAAGGCCAAAUAACACUACGGGAUCUGAAGAGGUGCAAAAUGGCGCAUAUAUUUUAUGAUACCUGCUUUAACUUAGAGAAGUACCUGGACCAUGAGCAAAGGGAUCCAUUUGCAGUGCAAAAGGAUGUCGAGAGUGAAAACCCUGAGCCAUCAGACUGGGACAGAUACGCAGCAGAGGAAUAUGAGAUCUUGGUUGCUGAGGAAUCGGCCACAGAACAAUUACAGGAAGGGUCGUUCGACGAUGACUACGAGGCCGAGGAACUCACCAGCCCCCCUGAGAUCAGCGACAAGAUGGACAAACUGGUCAUAUCAGACCUAACGGCAUGAGCCCCGCCCACUGGACAAUCCCACUGACCAGUCACUGCCUAUUGAUGGACUAAUCCCUUCCCACAAGGAAACCUUCAGGGGAAAUAAUAUAUAAAUAGAUUUUGUAUUA
Xenopus laevis (African clawed frog) is the source of this 2181-nucleotide messenger RNA. RefSeq names its product serine/threonine-protein phosphatase 2A regulatory subunit B'' subunit alpha-like. The transcript has 13 exons. NCBI's taxonomy places the organism in Eukaryota, Metazoa, Chordata, Amphibia, Anura, Pipidae. The coding region runs from base 519 to 2072 and encodes 517 amino acids. The record is from RefSeq and is a predicted model, not a curated record.